UCGGGGAGGGAGAUCGGGAGAUACGUUUAUACGUCCGAGCUCUGGUUUGAGGCACUUGGUUGAGAAGAUACCUACCAUUACAUGUGAUCAGAUACUCAUAUCCACAGAGAUCUUAGGAUUUUUUUGAGUUGAGGAUCUGAGCUUCUUUUGUUUACUUACAAAAUAUCCUUGCGAAUAACUCAACAUAGAUAUCCAUUAAACGAGUUUUCUGCGAAGUCUAUUUGAACGCUUUGAUAGGAGACCGAAAGGAGACAUCGAAAAUGGCAGCAAUACCCUUGCGAGAAGAGACUCUUAAAGAGCUUAAAGAUAAAGUCGUUGUCAUCUCAGGCUCCGCCCACGGCAUCGGCCUCGCCACAGUCCAACUCCUCCACACCCACGGCGCCCACGUAAUCCACGGCGACUGGGACUCCCAAGCCGGCUCAUCAAUCGACUCCUCCAUCGCCUCCUCCUCGGCAUCAAAAGUCCAAGUCCCCGACGGCUCAACGACAUUCGUGCAAACAGACGUCACAGACUAUGAUUCUGUGCUGAGGCUGUUUGAUACGGCGUUGAAGAAGCAUGGGAGGGUUGAUGUGGCGAUUAGUAAUGCGGGGGUGCAGGAGGCGGGGGAGUGGUUUGAGAAGGGGUUGGAUUUGGAGGGUGUUAGGACGAAACCAACGACCAAAACUCUCGAUGUGAAUCUCCUCGGUUGCAUGUAUUUCGCCCGCAUAGCUUGCGUGUAUCUGAAAGAAGGAAAUACAGCUAAAGCAGAUAAAUCUCUUAUCCUCGUCUCUAGUACUGCUGGAUUCAAAGAAACACCUGGGAUAUUUGCCUAUACGGCUGCUAAACAUGGUGUUAUUGGGUACGUUUCUCAUUCUUUCUGCUCUCUUCUCUUCUCCUCACUUUCGCGCUCAUUCUCAAAUCCCCUUUAUUCUCCAAAUCCAUCUCGUCUAUUUAUUCCUUUUACUCCUCUUCCCGACCCCAAAAUCCAUUCUCUUCCCCCACACAAUCCCAAAAUCCAAUUCCAAACCCCCAAAAACACCAAAUCCAAAUCCUCCCAACACCACUAACCCCCUCCCCCCCAAAACACAGACUCCUCCGCUCCCUCCGCCCCUACCUCCCCACAACCCACCACAUCCGCACCAACGCAAUCUGCCCCUGGAUGACCGACACCGCCAUGGUCCUCGGCAUCCGCGACGCCUGGCUCGCUGCCUCGCUGCCGGUAAACACGCCUGAGUCGGUGGCGAGAGUUAUUGUUGAGACUGCUCUGGGUGCUGUUCCUGAGGGGGAGGAGAGGUUGAAGGAUGAGGGGGUGGUUGAGGGGGAGGGGAGGGGGAGAGAUGGGAAGGCGGCAGAUGGGGAAAAUGGCAAAGGGGAAAAUGGGGAUGGGAAGGGAGAGGGGAAGGUGAGGUAUAACGGGAGAGCGGUUUUCGUUGAGGGGGGGAGGGGCUGGGAUAUUGAGGUGGGUAUUGAGGGGACGGAGGAGAGGUGGUUGGGGAGGGAGGUUAGUAGGACGCUGGGGAGGGGGCAGGUUGUGUUGGGGGAUGGGAAGGAUUGGUGAAGCGAGGUGAAGUGAGGUCUGAGUUGAGGUUCACUCGCUUAAUUGAGAGCUCGCCUCAACGGCAUGUCAGAAAUUCACUGGU
Molecule: messenger RNA, 1619 nt
Organism: Cadophora gregata
Lineage: Eukaryota; Fungi; Ascomycota; Leotiomycetes; Helotiales; Ploettnerulaceae
Exons: 3
Coding region: 261-1046 (261 amino acids)
Molecular function (GO): oxidoreductase activity
Source: RefSeq, a predicted model, not a curated record